Molecule: messenger RNA, 789 nt
Organism: Sclerotinia sclerotiorum 1980 UF-70
Lineage: Eukaryota; Fungi; Ascomycota; Leotiomycetes; Helotiales; Sclerotiniaceae
Exons: 1
Coding region: 1-789 (262 amino acids)
Source: RefSeq, a predicted model, not a curated record
AUGUUUCAUGAAGCAAAGCUUGACUCGGCUUCUGCAGCGGAAAUCACUUUGUGCGAAAAGCAAGUAUACAAUGCUUGCGCCGCAUUUCUUGAUUAUUUCCCAGAAAGAGACAGCGUAUUUGCUUUGACAACUUGGGGAACAAAAGGUCGGUUGUGGGUAGUCAAUCGAGGCACUAAACACCUAAUUCCACGGUUCCUAGGUCCAGAAGUUUUUAGCGCUCACUAUAUUGAGGCUAGUAGCACUGCUGCGAUGUACUUGAAAAAGUCACUGAGGUCUCUCCAUAACUGGAAAGAUUCGAGCUCAGAUACAAAAGCCCGAGAUAGAGCUAGAACAGAAGGAGGAGAGACAGAAGGAGAAUGGCCAGAAGGAGAAUGGCCAGGAGGAGGAUGGCUAGAAGGAGCUAGAUCAAUAGGAGCUAGAUCAGAAGGAGCAGGACCAGAAGGAGUUGAGCCAGGAGGGGCUGGGCCAUGUAGACCAGCUACAUCCUACCAGGGACAAGGCAGUAGAGAGUCUACUGUGGACUACAGCCAGAAGACAAACUCAUCGGUUGGUCAAGUUGCACCGGCUUUCGUAGGCACAUGGUAUUAUGAAGAAAAGAAGAAUCAUGUGUAUUACAAAUUCCGUAUUCCAGAUUCUGGCAAGGAAAUCAAGACUAAGGCAAGUCAGUGGAAAGCCGCCUAUCAAGAGGGAAUACCAUGUUUAAUGUACACCAGAGAAGAAACAGGGCGACAAUAUUACGUGUGGGAGCUGGGAGCUACUAAGGCACCAAUUACAAGGGGAUAUAGGUAG